AUGUCUUCUUUCUUCACCGUGCCUGCCUCGCAGCGCAAGCGCAAGAGAGACGACCGCACUGCACCCCCGGCAACUAAGAAACGAGGCGUGGAUGCAAAGAACGAUGGAGGAAAAGCCCAACGACCCCGCGAACGGGAGGAAUCAAUUUCAGGAAGCGAUGUGGACGAAGAUGAGAUUGACUCGGUAAUCUCUGGAGAAGACUCUGAAUCGGACUCGGAUGAAGGCGAAACGGCCGCAGACCGAAGAUUGAAACUUGCGGAACGUUACUUGGACAAUGUUAGAGAAGAUGUCCAAGAAGUCGGAUUCGAUGCGGAAGAGAUCGAUCGAGACUUGAUUGCGGAGCGAUUGAAGGAGGAUGUUGACGAAUUCAAAGGACGAGCUUUCCGACAAAUUGCCGAUAAACUCUCGUUUUCCACGGCUUCGCAUUCUUUCUUCCGCGCAGAUACCCAGUCUACUACUUCCAUCGCUGUUCAUUCGCCCUACGUUUACACCGUCUCAAAGGACAAAACCUUGAUUAAGUGGGAACUGGCAACACCGAGUGGUCCUGAGGCAUCUGUCCAGGAUGCUUCUUCCAAACGACCCCCACGACCGCAACGAAGGAAGCCGAAGCAGGUGAAGUACGCUCGGGGUAUGCGUAAGAUUGCUGAAACUGGCGAGGAACACGGCCACACGGGAAGCAUCUUGUCUGUUGCUGUCAGCCCCUCGGGAAGAUUCGUGGCAACAGGUGGUGCAGACAAGAAACUUGUGAUUUGGGAUGCGGAGACUUUGACCCCAACCAGAACUUUCACCCAACACCGUGAUUCUGUCAGCAGUGUCGCUUUUGCUCGCCAUAUUUCGACUAUGAGCUCCGGAGAGCAGCUUUUUACUGGUAGUUACGAUCGUACCAUCAAAACCUGGUCUAUUAGCGGAGCCGGCCAUGCCUAUGUUGAAACUCUCUUUGGUCACCAAGACCAUGUGACUGGGGUGGCAGCUAUGACAAUUGACCAGGCUCUGAGCGUUGGUGCCAGAGAUAGAACAGCCAGAUUAUGGAAGGUUGUCGAAGAGGCACAACUCGUGUUCCGUGGCGGUGCUUCAAAGAAGGCACCCUACAAGGAGAGCAACAUUGACUGCAUUGCCGCUCUCCCGCCAGCACAUUUCGUCACUGGUUCCGACUGCGGAUCAAUCUGUCUGUGGUCGAUGCAUAAGAAGAAGCCUCUUUACACAGUUCCCUUGGCACACGGUCUGGACCCUAUCCCGCCUUUGGAAGAAUUAUCUCAAGAAGUCGACAGCGAGACUGCUGCCAAUAAUACCCGGCAUAUGCGCCCCAUGCCUCGCUGGAUUACCGCUCUGACCACUCUUCCCGGUACCGAUAUCGUCCUGAGUGGUAGCUGGGACGGUUCUAUCCGCGCAUGGCGCAUCCCAGAAGAUAAGAAGAGUAUCAUUCCAUUAGGCCCAGUUGGUCUUGGUUCUUCUGGCCUGUCAACUCCCGAUACACCUUCCCAGCAGCUCAACCAAUCACUCGCCAGUGGCACCCCCGGUGAUGACAUGGAGAUUGAUGGAAUCUCCCAGCAAAAUGCGGAGCCUUUAAUCAAGGGUGUGAUUAAUGAUAUCGCCGUUUUCGAGCGUCGCCCCGAAUCAGACCAGCCUGAGUCAAAGGGAUCCAAAUCGCAGAUCAACACUCAACCUCGUGGCCUGUGCAUCGUCGCAGCAGUUGGCAAGGAGCACCGACUAGGCCGGUGGAAGUGCUUUGCCACCAACUACGACAAGGCUACUCCAUCGGAUGGUCGCAACGGUGCAGUUGUCUUCGAGGUCCCCUUCACAUCUCUCGUUGAUGCCGAGGCCGAUGUAUAA
Molecule: messenger RNA, 1830 nt
Organism: Penicillium longicatenatum
Lineage: Eukaryota; Fungi; Ascomycota; Eurotiomycetes; Eurotiales; Aspergillaceae
Product: ribosomal RNA-processing protein RRP9
Exons: 2
Coding region: 1-1830 (609 amino acids)
Cellular component (GO): small-subunit processome
Molecular function (GO): snoRNA binding; protein binding
Source: RefSeq, a predicted model, not a curated record